Messenger RNA from Astyanax mexicanus (Mexican tetra), 6677 nucleotides. RefSeq lists its product as uncharacterized. The record is from RefSeq and is a predicted model, not a curated record. The transcript has 9 exons. NCBI's taxonomy places the organism in Eukaryota, Metazoa, Chordata, Actinopteri, Characiformes, Acestrorhamphidae. The coding region runs from base 603 to 3887 and encodes 1094 amino acids.
AGGAGUCGGUUCUCCGGCAGCGGCCGUUACUCUCCCCCACACUGAACCCAGCCCGGGUAAACAGUGUAAUAAACAGUGAUUAACUCCAGAUCCAGAAACACUGAACACCGAGCAGCAGCACCACCACCACCACCAGCCUGUGACUGCUCUCCCUCACCGACCAAUGGCGCUCAGCGACACUCCGCCGAGCCCAGCCUGAACGGAAGUGCACUCACUCAACAUUUGCUGUCUGGCGUCGCUGUUCCCGUUCCUGCAGCAGCGGCCUAACGUUAGGAGGAAUGUUUAAUAACAUUAACCGGGAGGGGACUGCAGAUAAACGCGCUGUAUGAUGCCGGAGAGAGCGGGUUUGUGGGAGAAGUGAGAUUGUGUGAUUUUUAAGCUGUAAAACCUCAUUCAUUGUUCCUGAACGGCUCGCCUUGUUCCGCCGCCGGAAGCUGUUCAUGCGAGAUUAAACAGGAUUCACAUCCAGGGAUGGACGGAGAAGCAGUAGCAGCAGCAGCGGGAAUAAUCUCCUCCAGCCUUUACUGUAAUUCUCUUCCUCACUAAGAGAACUGCUCAAACUGAUUCACCUACUGAACCCAGCCCGAGCAGUUCUUGUGGUAAUGCUGUCCAAUCCUCUGGCUGAUCCAAAAGGGGUACAGCAGGCCCCUAUAGCUGGAACUGGUCCACACCCACAGCCCAAACUCUAUGAAGAUCUAUUACUUAUGAGCUGUGGAGAAAGUACAGCGAGAGAGUGUGGAUCAGAGGAAAAAAUCCUGCGCUCUGUUUCGGAAGCUCAAACACUGUGUCGGGAUCCUCUCUGCUUGGACACGGAUAGAGAGGACAGUCAGACUUCUUCAGAGUUGAAGGAAACCGCUUUGGAAAUUGAUCCGAGACAGAAUAGUACCUACCUCCAAGCUGGCACAGAGCAAGUAAGCAUGGGCAAAGCCAGAGGAUGGGACCAGCCUUCCGCCUUCCCUCCUGCUCCUCCUGCAGGCCCAACAGGGGAUCAACUGGGCGCACUGGAGCGGUUCCUUGUGGCCCAUCAGACGGAGAUGAAGCGCAUGUUAACAGGUGCCUUGGGUUCCCUGACCCAGCGGUUAGAGGCAGUUGAGCGGCGGAUGGAACAGCUGCACACCCAGAGUACGCUGCACACUAACAGCUUAGACCUACUGCACAGCAAAGUUAACGAUUUACGAAGAGAUGGCUCCACUGGAUGUUCAAGUGUUCCAACAACACACAGUGUGGUCUCUCUCUGCACUUAUGAUAAGGGCUCAGUUGAACCAAACGAUGACAGUGAAAUGUCCACGGUCUCCUCACCAACAUCAAGUGGUGUUAAAUGUACAGUUGCUCCAGAACGAAGUACAGACAUGGAGUCUACUUCUUCACACAACCCCUUAAACCAACUUAAUGAAGACAACACCCAGGAUCUGACCCCUGAAAGCUUAUCUGGACUGGAGGAAACAUCUUCAGCACAGAGGGAAUGCUUACAGGGUAACUACUCACCUAUAUCAGACUUUGAAGAACUGGAAACAGAUUUGGAAGUUGUGACAAAGCAGGAAUUGAAAUCACUGGAGAAUUCUGUUCAAAGUUAUUCAAACAAAACUGUCUGCCAGGAGCCACUGUAUGACGUAUCAAAGUCUCAACCGCCUGAGAGUUCCCAACCAGGGCCUACAUUUCACUGUGGUAAAGAGUGUUUUGCAUCGAGUCUGUGUUUAUGCACGUCAGCACAACCUGAGUUGCCUUCUUUACCUGCAGAAGUUGAAGAUAAUGGGUGUUCUGGAGAGGUAAGCUCCUCAAUGGAGGUUAGUCCUAUUUCUUUGUGUUCCAAAACAGCAAAAUAUGAAUCAGUUGGUACGCUUGUCCUCUUGACACAUUCCACAAGAGACUUGGACGAAAAUGGGCCUCAAUGCAUUAACCAAACAUUUACACACUCCCUGCCUGAACAGCUUGGCUUUCAACUUAUUGACGACAAGCCUGAGGCUUCUUCUGGUUCUAGUUUGUUCAUCGCUCUACCCAGUGGAAUACAGGAAACAUGUAGUAAAGAUUCUAGUACAAGUACUUUACUCCAAAAAGAUGAGAAAUGUCUUGCUGAAGGGGCAGUUCAGUCUGGAAGAACCAUGCCCAAGACGAUCUUAUCAGUUUUACAGGGCAUUUCUGCGUCCGAUGUGGAAUUGCUUGCAUGUGUUAAAGACAAACCAACAGAAGAAAGCAGUUUUAUUGCAAGUCCUGAGGAGGAUAUGAAAGAAGUUUGUACACGUUUAGGAGAGCAAUCAAAGGAUAUGAGUUUGCAGAACUUGUCAAGGAAUGGUACAAUGCCCUAUGUAAAGUUAAAGUUCCCUAUUCGUGGUAAAAUACCAGUUCUUCGACCAUAUUCUCAUUGCAUGUUAGUGAACACCUUGGUGCCAUCUAUAAACUCUUACAAGACUUACCAAACAUCAGGGGGAUUGCUUUUGCCAACUGACUUGAAACUGACUACUAGUCCCAAAAAUGGACUAUCAAAGCUGCUGCUUCAACCAGGGAUACUAUCGAACCGUCGCACUACGAGUGAACUUCUGAAAGAACUGUCUGACACUGCCUGCCGCUUGAUGCCCUUUAUCACAUCUACCAACAUUGUCUUAUCCCAGACUAUGCCAGGUUACAGAAGGACUGUUUCAAAACUCAAGCACCACCAUGGUAGAGGUGGUUCCAAUUGUGGCUGGCCUUCAAUGAAAGGUGAAGUUUUUUCUCUUCCCUUUCCAGAACUGGACUACUCUAAGCCCUGGCAGCCUUUGGUGAUGCCCGGAGAUUCUCACAACUGUCGGUUUUCCCAGACUAAAGCUCUGGCCCAGACCCCUCAUACCUCCACAGUAUGUCAGCUGUUUGAUAGAGGUGUUGAUCCACAUCCAAUCCAACAUUUGACACAACUGUUUGAGACUGCCACUCGUUUCCCCAUGUCCAUUCUGAAUAAAGGGAGCUUCUCUGGGUCAGGCCUCAGCACAGUGCUGGCCAUAUCCUCUCCGGCCUCCUUCAGAUUCUGGUUUCGUCACAGACGCCUCAGCUGCCUCCUUACGUCCUUCUCCACGUCUACUGUCAAUAAGGUCAUGAACCAGAUUGUAGUGGAAACCAAGUCUGAGCCACUUCGACCGCUGAUUGACUACACUGGCCCACCAGGACUGGAUAAUGAUCACUGCUAUGCCCGACGGUCCAGUCAGGAGGCACCUCCCAGCAGGAAAAGGGCUUCAACACGGAAGUCCUCUUCUCAAUUUCCACGUCAGCUUACUAAGAUACAUCUUACGUCGGAGAGGAGCUCUGCUCACACUGCACAGCAAAGCCCCAGUCCCAAGUUAGAUAGAUCUCCCACUGAGCCUGUGCAAAGCUUUGCCCUCAUUGGUGCAAAUGUGAAGUACCCCUGCCGCCACAGCUGGGGCUCCUCCAGAGAGAGCAGCCAGGUGGGGCUUUAUGAUUCAGAAACUUCUGCACAGCCAGGACAGCGGUCUAAAAGGGUUUCUCAGAUUCGCAUCCGCAAGACUGUUCCCAAACCAGAUAACAACCUUACACCAAUGGGGCUUCCCAAACCAAAGAGAUUAAAGAAGAAAGAGUUUAGUCUGGAGGAAAUUUACACAAACAAGAACUACAAAUCUCCAACUCCCAACAGAAGCCUGGAGACAAUCUUUGAAGAGCCAAAGGAGAAGAAUGGGACGUUGGUGUGCAUCGGGCAACAAAAAAGAAAGCGUGUUUUAGACUUCCCCGAUUUCACUUUGCCCAGAAAACGCAAAGCCAAGGCCAACCCUAGUUUUGUGCGCAUGAAGGGUCCACGAGGACGAGCUCGCAGGGGGAAAAAUGAAGAUGCAGAUCUGGAUAUAAUGCUGAUUGAGCGACUGAGUGAAUUGGAGGACUUCUUCUCACGUCAAGGCCUAGAUGACUGAGCCCAGUCAGUGUUCAUGCUGAUAUUAGGACAGCUGGCACAGUUGGUGAUUUGUGAAUUUUAUUAUAAGUAUUGAAUUUGAUGGACUCCCAUUCAGAUUUAGAUUCAGUCUGGCAUUAAACAGUAUUUAUCCAUAUACACAUGAUGAUAAAAGAAUAAUUGAGACAAUAUGUACACACUGAAGAUUAAACCAAAACAAAAACAUCAACGUCAACACCGAUCAAUCUCAAACUGAAACCACUGUUAUGGCUACUAUUUUUUUUAUCAGGUACUUUAUGUAAAAUGUUAUGAACAUCCUAACCACUGCUUUCUACCAUAACACUGUUUUGUUUUGUUCUGAAUGACCAUAGAUUUGUUUUGCUGUUUGCUUAAUGCCAGAUUGAAGAUUUUAGGGUUGAUUUCAUUGGGAAAUAUGGCUUGUGCCAGUGAAUAUAGAUGACCCUUAUGUCCACAAAAUCUAGAACUAAUAAAUGGGAGUAUGCACAAAUCUAAACCACAGUUCUAGAGCUGUGUUUGAAAGCACAUUAUAGCCACCCAUUUUACCUAAGCACUUUCCACCUCCUACCUCACCUCACUGUGAGCAGCGUAUCUGCCCUUUCUCCUUCUUUGCCAAAUACACACAUCAUAAACUAAUCUUAUAAAUAAAUUGCCUAUUGCCAUUAUACAAGCAUUGUCUAUGCUUUAGCAUGCUAAAUAACAUCUUAAAGAUGCUCAUAGAGCAGAGUGUGCAGUUUUCUGUUGCUUCGCUGCCACUUUGGGGUCAAUGCCUUGGCUUUUCUGAUAACAAUUGAUUUACUGAACAUUAUAAUACAUUAAAUAAUUAAUUCUCUCUCUUCCUACUUACCACUGCUGUUGUAAUAACAAAUCUGGCCAGAGAUUUAUUUCCCUUUUGGCAGUUUACCACAUGAUUCACACACACUGAAACUUACUGUUCCAAAGAGUACAAAUAUAUACAAAGUACAGGAACUUUCAUUAGUUUGGUUUUGGCAGCAGUUGAUUUUGCUAAUGUAUUUUGGAUUUUUCUGUGUAAAUUUUACAGUGAGAACAUUGGGCUAAAUUUAUUUUGGCUUCUGGAACAGGAGGGAGUAUUGAACUCAGGUCCUGGAUUGGCUUUUUCUUUGAUAUUUCCUUCUAACUUCCUAUUAACCUGCUAUUCUCCGUGAUCUGUCUUAACUUGCCAGUAGGAGAAAAAAGCCAGGUAUUCUGUAUGUAAACCCAUACUUCACUUUUCACUUUCAUAACUAGGCUGCUCUUGUAUUUAAUGUAAGUUUCAUAGGCCCUAAAUUAGAGCCCUGUGGGACCCCAAAUCAAACAUUCACCAAUUAGUAAUAGGCUGCGUCUCAAUAGUUUACUACACACUAAUACUACAAGGUGUAUAUAUAAGAUGCUAAUCUUAAUAGUGUGGGUAUUGCAGGUUAGUGCACAAAAUAUAAAUGUAUGAUGCCGUUUCGUGUGAACAGGACGUGAUGAACCGUUACUGUGCCAACAUGCAUCCCUGCAAAUUCUCCAGCAGCUGUUGCUACUGUAUCAACUUUGUCGUUUGCAUACUAGAAACUAUUCAUUAGUGUUAUUAAUUAGUAAGCAGUUGGGACGCACCCCAUAGUUUCUGCAUUAGGGUUAAAAACUGUGAAUAGUUAACUUGGGCACCAAGGGAUAAACACAAACCUUUAUAAUUAGUGUCUGAGUUUAAUGUUGUUUAAAUUUUAAAUUGUGGUUAAAUAUUAAACUCUGCAGUGUAGUGACUCCUCAGGACUGGAGUUUGAAAUCCCAUGCUCUAGAAUGUGAAUUGAGUUGUUUCUCUAUUUUGGCCCAGGUGUAAAUCUAACAAAAAAAAAUCCUAAAUUUAGCCAUUAGGAUUUCUUUUACUCUUACCAGGAGCUUUUGAACUGAUGCCGUUUUUGGACAUAUACUAGCCCCACUAUAAAUACAUUUUUUACAGGCUAUCACUGAAUGCUUUGGGUACUAGAGUGUUUGGUUUUGUUUCCAAUGUGUAUGUGUUUUUUUUUUUUCUGAAUUUCACAUUUUUAUGGUGCUUCCUGCUUCCUAUAUGGGUAGAGAAAGUCAUCUUUAUUUAAUUUCUUAUUUAUUAGCAUUUCUCUAACAUAUGCUGCUAAAUUCUAUUGUGUGUAAUUCUAAUUGUUGAUUCAAAAUGGCCCAAGUCUUGUCUGUAGGAUGCACAUUUCCACUGCUGAGCAAUGCUUCUGCCUAAACACUCUUCGCUACAGUAUAAACCAUAAUUGUUAAGAUUUUCUAAGAAGUCAAGCUGUAUUUGUUCUUCUUUUAAAAAGCCUUGAUAGUUGUGAUUGGAUCUAUGAUCUUGUUUUAGCUUUGUCAAAUGUGUUUUAUCUUGAUAACCAGCAUAUCUGUGGUAAAAACAAAAUGGCCUUGUUUACAGUGUAAAAAUGCACAGUGUAUAUCAAGCUCAUGUAAUUGUGUGAAAGGGGUCCAUUUUUCCUUGUAAUAUAACAUACGUUAUACAUUAGGUAAGUAAGGACCUCACUGAGUAUGAGCUCGUGAAGACAAACAUUUAGACCUUAAUGCUAUUAAAAGUUUGGUAUGAAGCAGAAGUGGCAUCCAAGAUCCCUUAUUUUUUCAUGAUUGAUAUGUCUUUUUUAUUAUUAUUUUUACAUUUUACUCCCUUGUCAGUGUUCGAGAUCUUGCACCUGUUGGAUUUUUUUGUUUUCGUUUUUUUGGAAUGAUGCAAACCAACACUAAAUAUAGCCUAAGUACAGUGGAUUGGUGUAAUUUUUAUUUUAAUAUAUAUUUUAUGAAUAAAAUAAUGUUGACAUCA